Verticillium dahliae VdLs.17 is the source of this 516-nucleotide messenger RNA. RefSeq lists its product as uncharacterized. NCBI's taxonomy places the organism in Eukaryota, Fungi, Ascomycota, Sordariomycetes, Glomerellales, Plectosphaerellaceae. Bases 1 to 516 code for a protein of 171 amino acids. The transcript is spliced from 6 exons. Gene Ontology annotation, molecular function: zinc ion binding; carbonate dehydratase activity. The record is from RefSeq and is a predicted model, not a curated record.
AUGGCCGUCCGACUUGCUCAUCAUGGCCGACAAAAAGCUAGAUCAUCGGAGUACAUCGAGCACCGUCAGUGCCCUCCUCUCCUCCAAGACAUCAUCAGCGUCAAGGGAGAGCACGGAUCGACCUGCAUCAUAUCUUGCGCCGACAUGCGAGUCGACCCGAGAGACUUCUGCGGUCUCCAACUCGGAGAGGCCAAGGUCAUCCGCAAUGCCGGCGGCCGUACUUUCGACGCCAAACGGAGCCUUGCCGUCAUGGGGACUAUCGCCCCCCUGGCCAUGAUCGUCGUCACUGCGGCGGGCUGUGCACAACUGAUGAACAAGUCCAUCUUCGGCUCAGAGAGCGAGCCCCUUCCCACGCGCACGAGAUCAAAUAUGCGAUUUGGCACCUUUUUCUCCAUCGACGAGAGUCUUCGUCAGGACGUGGCAGAAUCAAAAAUUGGCACUUUUUGGCCAAGGACGCAGAUCGUGGGGUAUGCGGUUGACAUUGUCACGGGCGAAAUCCACGAGGUUGUUCCCUGA